AUGGACAAGGUUAAGAGAAUGGCUCGUGGACAGCAAAAACUACAAUCUCAAGCCAAAGCUGCUGAAAAACAAUCUAAGUUAAAGAAACAACAAGGCCACAGCGCAACAGAUCAAAAAAAAGCUGCCCAAAAAGCACUUGUACAUGUAUGCGUUGUAUGCAAGGCACAAAUGCCAGAUCCAAAGACAUACAAGCAACACUUUGAAAACAAACAUCCUAAAAAUGAUUUACCUGAAGAUUUGAAGGCUAUUUGA
Messenger RNA from Leptosia nina, 252 nucleotides. The record is from the annotation of a GenBank genome assembly. NCBI's taxonomy places the organism in Eukaryota, Metazoa, Arthropoda, Insecta, Lepidoptera, Pieridae.